CAUAAGGCUUUGCAGCAAAUCCAGCUACGGAAUCGGAGGCAAAGAAAUUGCACUACGGCCGGGGGCAAAUGUUUGCAUUCAGGCGCUAUGUGACCUGUGUCCGGCGAGGGAUCGCCUCUAAACUCUAGUUAUAUUUUUCUACUAAUUCUGGCGUGGAUCAGAAAUUGAACCCUCUUGGAUGUUUACCAGCCAGACAACAAGACCAAGCAACCAUAAGUGAGGGGUUUAUAAUACAAAAUCCUCCUAUAGGACUAAGUCACUGACAGACUGGGAACUGAUGGGAUUAAGAUCCUACUGGGUUUAUUCUCAGUGCCAACAAGCUGCACCUGUUUGACUGAAACCAACCGAAUCCAGGCCACCCAGCCUGCUGGAUUGGACAGUUGGAAUAUUCUCUGCAUCGCAAUACUCCUUCACCUAUUUUCUUUCUAGGAUUAAAGAAAUAAGGCCGCAUCCCUUUUUGCCGCAUCCCAGUCAACUGUGAUUAACCUGGCUCAAUCUGGGGAGAUGGUGAGAGCACAGUUCUAUAGACUGCCCGUGUGAAAGAGUUGGAAAGAAGCAAAGUGUGUUUGAGAGGAUGAAGAGUUUGGUGUGCGAUGCGGAAACGACAAAGGGCAGCGAGAGCCAGAGCUGCUGAAGCUCUGGAGCCCUGACAACUGGGAGAAGGCUGAAUAAAGAGCUGUCAAUCCAGAGCCAAGGCAUUGUACAGCCGGCCGAUGCGUGAGCGUGCUGCACUCACGGUCAUGGCUUUGGCGCAGCAGCUGGUCCAUCCAGUGGGACGUUUGGAAUUGCAGGAUUAGACACAUUUGCAAGUUGGACUGGUCUGGGACCGUGCUGGAGGGACAAUAGGCUCCCUCUCUGGGCCGCUCCAACUUCUUUCGCCCGCCGACCGGUUUUGAGCGAUCAAACAGUCACUGUGACGAGACUGCAGUGGGCUGCUGCUCACAGACCGUUCUCCAGCUCCUCUUGAAGACAUCGUUUACCUCUCACUGUGGCCACAGGUUGAAAGGUAGCAGGUGACGAUGCUGACAAUGCUGCUGAUGGAUUUUCCUAAAAACUAAAAAAAAAAAAUUGGAAUAAGAGUUCCUACAACGACGCUGUGGGCUGCAGAAUGAAGCUGAAGAAACAAGUGACGGUGUGUGGCGGGGCCAUAUUCUGCGUGGCCGUCUUCUCGCUCUAUCUGAUGCUGGACCGUGUCCAGCAUGACCCAGCUCGGCGGCAGAGUGCUGGCAACUUCCCAAGGAGCCAGAUCUCCGUGUUGCAGAACCGCAUCGAGCAGCUGGAGCAGCUCCUGGAGGAGAACCACCAGAUUAUCAGCCACAUCAAAGACUCUGUGCUGGAGCUGAGUGACGCGGGCGCCGUGGCCCCCAGCGGGCAGCUGCCUUUCCGCAGCGCCAACGGCUCCUGGGUGCUGCCCUUCGACGGGCGCCCCACCUUCCUCUCCGUCCUGCCGCAGGACUGCCAGUUCUCCCAGGGCAGGCGCAGUCGCUCCGACCUGCAGACGCUGGACGUGUACUCCCUGUUGAAUUUCGACAAUGUGGACGGCGGGGUGUGGAAACAAGGCUUCGAGAUCACCUACGAACCGGGCGAGUGGGACAGCGAGCCGCUGCAGGUGUUUGUGGUCCCGCACUCCCACAACGAUCCAGGCUGGAUAAAAACAUUUGACAAGUAUUACACGGACCAGACCCAGCACAUCUUCAACAACAUGGUGGUGAAGCUGCAGGAGGACCCACGGCGCAAGUUCAUCUGGUCUGAGAUCUCUUUCUUCUCCAAGUGGUGGGAGAGCGUGGAUGUACACAAGCAGGAAGCCAUGCGCAAGCUAAUCCUCGGAGGUCAGCUGGAGAUAGUAACAGGAGGCUGGGUGAUGACAGAUGAGGCCAACGUGCACUACUUUGCCAUGAUUGACCAGCUCAUUGAAGGCCACCAGUGGCUGGAGAAACACAUAGGCGUGACUCCUCGCUCGGGCUGGGCCGUGGACCCUUUUGGCCACAGCGCCACCAUGCCGUACCUGCUGAAGAGGGCCAACCUGACCAGCAUGCUGAUCCAGAGAGUGCACUACUCCAUCAAGAAGCACUUCGCCGCCACCCGCAGCCUGGAGUUCAUGUGGAGGCAAGCCUGGGAUCCCGAGUCUGGCACGGAUAUCUUCUGCCACAUGAUGCCCUUCUACAGCUACGAUGUUCCCCACACCUGCGGGCCCGACCCAAAGAUUUGCUGCCAGUUUGAUUUCAAGAGGCUGCCGGGGGGCAGGGUUAACUGUCCGUGGAAAGUUCCGCCUCGUUCCGUUGCCGAGGCCAAUGUGGCCGAGAGGGCACAGCUUCUCCUGGACCAGUACCGGAAGAAGUCCAAGCUGUUCCGCAGCAAAGUGGUUCUGGUUCCGCUGGGAGAUGACUUCCGCUACGAUAAGGCCCUGGAGUGGGACCAGCAGUACCACAACUACCAGAGGCUGUUUGACUACAUGAACUCUCACCCAGAGAUGCAUGUGCACGCCCAGUUUGGUACACUCACAGACUACUUUGAUGCAGUCUACAAGAUGAAUGGAGUUUCGCAUGGAGUGAGGCCUCCAGACUACCCCGUGCUGAGUGGAGACUUCUUUGCGUACGCUGACCGAGAGGACCACUACUGGAGCGGGUACUACACCUCCCGGCCCUUCUACAAGAACCUGGACCGCGUGCUGGAGUCCCAUCUCAGGGGGGCAGAGAUCCUCUACAGCCUGGCUGUAGCCCACGCCCGGCACGCGGGCAUGGAGGGCCGCUACCCCGUCUCGGACUUUGCCCUCCUGACCGACGCCCGACGCAACAUCGGCCUCUUCCAGCACCACGACGCCAUCACUGGCACCGCCAAGGAGGCUGUCGUCAUCGACUACGGCUCCAGGUUAUUGCGCUCUCUUGUUGUUCUGAAGAAAGUGAUUAUAAACGCAGCUCACUUCCUCAUAUUGAAGAAUAAAGACGUUUACCGCUUCUACAUGUCAGAACCUUUCCUGGAAACGGAUGACAGGCGGGCAUCGCAAGACUCCCUGCCCCAGCGCACUGUAAUUGAGCUGGAUAACUCUGCCAGGUACGUGGUGCUGUUUAACCCGGUGGAGCAGGAGCGGCUGUGUUUGGUGACGGUUCUGGUGAACACGGCGCGGGUUCGAGUGCUGACAGACGAAGGGCAGACCGUCCCCGUGCAGCUGAGUGCCCAGUGGAGCUCGGCCAGCGAGAUGAGCAAGGAAGUCUACCAGGCCUCCUUCAUGGCCCGGCUGCCGGCCCUGGGCCUGGCCGUGUUCCACCUGUACGACUCCCUGGACGCGCCCAUGACCCUGCGCUCCGACACCCUGCUGCGGCUCCACGGGCGAGGGGUGACCGCCCGGGGGGUAGACCCCCUCCCGCUGCGCACGCAGGCGGCGGACGGGCGCGGCUUCUACGUCCACAGCCAGGCCCUCACGCUGGGCUUCUCUGGCACCACAGGCCUCCUGCAGACCAUCCGGCGUAAGGACGACAUGCAGGAGAUGAAGGUGCAGAUGGAGUUCCUCAUUUACGGAACGCGGCCCUCCAAAGACAAGAGCGGAGCUUACCUGUUCCUCCCGGACGGGAAAGCUAAGCCUUACAGUCAGAGAGAGCCCCCAGUGGUGAGAGUGGUGGAGGGCCCUCUGUUCUCUGAGGUGUCUGCGCACUACCAGCAUUUCACACAGACUGUGCGCAUUCACAACGUACCAGGGGUGGACGGCCUCUCUCUGGAUGUAACCACCAUGGUGGACAUCAGAGAUCAAGCCAACAAAGAGCUGGCCAUGCGUCUCGUCACGGACAUCCAGAGCAAGAACACCUUCUUCACAGACCUCAAUGGUUUCCAGAUCCAGCAGCGGCGCUUCUUAAAGAAGCUCCCCCUACAGGCCAACUUCUACCCCAUGCCCACCAUGGCGUACAUCCAGGACAGCCAAUACCGCCUUACCCUGCACACAGCGCAGGCCUUGGGGGUGACUAGCCUGGAGGAAGGUCAACUGGAGGUGAUCAUGGACAGGCGCCUGAUGCAGGACGAUAACCGCGGUCUGGGACAGGGUCUGAAGGACAACAAGCGGACGGCCAACCGCUUCCGGAUCCUGCUGGAGAGGAGGUCCAGUGCCAGCCAGCCCCAGACAGAGGAGGCGGAGCCUGUCAGUUUCCCGUCGCUGGUCAGUCACAUGACCUCGGCCGUGCUGAACCACGAGGUGCUGGCCCUGCCCGUGCUGCCCAAGAGACGCGGGGUGCCCCCGCUCCGCUCCUUCUCCCCGCUGUCCAGCGCCCUGCCCUGCGACUUCCACCUGCUCAACCUGCGCAGCAUCCAGAGCCAGGAAGACCACACGCCCUCCCCUUACUCCGCCCUCAUCCUGCACCGCAAGGGCCUGGACUGCGGCCUGGAGACGCCCAACCCCGGCUUUAACUGCAGCACCACACAGGGCAAGCUGGCCGUGGCAGGGCUGUUCCAGGGCCUGGACGUGCACCUGAUCCAGCCGGUGUCCCUGUCGCUGCUGUACUCGGGCGCGCCGCUCUCCAACAGCAGCCUGGUCAGCCUGGACCCCAUGGAGAUCUCCACCUUCAAGCUGAAGCUGCGCUAGGCCCCACACACACGCGCCGCCCGCGGCAGCCGCGGCCGAGGGCUGGCCCAGCCCGGCCGGAGGACAAAACUGUGUGUGUGUGUGCGUGUGUUUACAGAGGUGCGCUCUCCCAGACCCCCCCAGAGCGCCCAGCGGAGGCAGGACUCCCUCAGGACUGACUGGGAGAAGGGACGCUGUUCACAGGGACGAGCCGGAGGAGCGGGGGUCUUGAGAGUAAUGUAAGGCACCUCACAGCGAGAGGACUAUCCAGUCCGGUGCUGGAGCAGGAAGUUCAUUUAUGCUACGUCUUGCCUCGCUAUCUGCAGUCUAUCAGAGAAUCUCCGUAGGAAGUCCGUGUGAAUCUAAUUGUCUCAAUCUUGAUCAAGAUGGCAAUGCCGUGAGUGAGCUUGGAAUUUGAACUGAGCUUGAAUUUUAGUUUUUUUCAGUGAUGGACAAACUUACUGUCCUGAGUAAAUCUUACUUAAGGAUUUCUGAAGGCAUUUUUGAAGGAAAGGCACUGGAAUUAUUCUGCAUUGCAGUAGCUCAACUAAUUUCCAGUGUCACCAUUACCCAAUCUCCUUUUGACUCCUAAUCUUGAAAAGCAGCACUUUAUUCAGCUGAUGCCAGGCGGUUUUAGCGCCAUAAAGGAUAAAGGCUAUAGUCUUAAUUUCAGGCACCGAUUCAAUCACAUGAAAACUGCAGUGAAAACUGCAGUGAAUCAGAUCCGCUCCACUGUCACACACCCUCUGCCUGCACGGGCUGCUGCCUGGUUCAGGUUUGAGAUGGCUCCCCCCCCGCCCCCAUCACUCACUCCUGACUCAACAGAGGAGCCUCCCGUGCGGCCGGCUCUCGCGUGCUUGGAUCCUGCUCGUGGAAUGUUCUGGAACUCGCCGACUCGCAGGCCAUCUGGCCUGGACCAGGCGCUUCUUCCCUGAGCUACGACGGACUCAAAGCAGUUAACCCAAACCCGACACCCGUAAGCCACAUGCGUGUUAACCUAUCUGUCUGCCGCCAACUGAAGAAUAACAUUCUGCAUUAUCCUGUACACACUACAUGACAAUUACCUCACGGACACAGAAAAUAACGGUGUCCGUUUGACUUAAAAACUCCCAACAAAUAUUGGAGGGAAGGCAGGCAGUUUCAGACGGGCAGCUCUCCCAGUUUACCUAGCUGGAACCUGUGGAGGCGCUGGCUAGCGGGAGAGCUGAAUGUGUGCAGGGGGUUCUGCCGAGGAGAGCUGCCACAUGCUGGCCUGUUCUCUCCCCAGACCCCCCCGGUGAGACCCAUUUUGUAGAUGCGUGUCUUUUGUAUGUAAUGUUGUAGCUGGUUUAAAUUAGAGAACACUUCUGAUUUUGCCAUCAGUGUUAUAUUUUCUUUCCCGUGUAUUUAUUAAAAGCUAAAAUGCAUAUUAAAGAAUAAAGGCAAUACCAGAUAUC
This is a messenger RNA of Conger conger (European conger), 5982 nucleotides long. It is a transcript of the gene man2a2, whose product is annotated as mannosidase, alpha, class 2A, member 2. The record is from RefSeq and is a predicted model, not a curated record. The transcript has 23 exons. The coding region runs from base 1109 to 4567 and encodes 1152 amino acids. Gene Ontology annotation, cellular component: Golgi membrane. Gene Ontology annotation, biological process: N-glycan processing; protein deglycosylation; mannose metabolic process. NCBI's taxonomy places the organism in Eukaryota, Metazoa, Chordata, Actinopteri, Anguilliformes, Congridae. Gene Ontology annotation, molecular function: alpha-mannosidase activity; carbohydrate binding.